AUAACCACGACAUCAUCUCGAUGAAGCUCUACCAGCUGAUGGUGGAACACACCCCCGAGGAGGAGAACCUGGACUGGACCAAGAUCGAGCCCAGCGUCAGCCUCCUCAAGUCCCCUAAAGACAACAUCGACGAUCCCACCGGAAACUUCCGCGGCGCACCGCUCACCGGCUGGAAGGUCUUCCUGCUUCUGCUGUGCGCUCUGCUGGGGAUCGUGGUGUGCGCCGUGGUGGGAGCCGUGGUUUUCCAGAAGAGACAGGAGAGGAACAAGAGGUUCUACUAGAGGAGAACCUCAUCCAGAGAGGUGUUUGUCGUGGAACGAACUGUUUCCAGACGACGGCACAUUCAAUGUGAAUUCUUUCCUAAAGAUUGUACAAAAUGUUUAUAUCUUUUGAAGCACUGCGUUUUGGAGUGAGAUGUGGUAACUUGUGACGUCGGUGAGAAGGUGCAAAGAACUAGUGGCGCCCGUCAUGAUGCUGUCUUUGUCCUCCAUGUUUUCUUUAGUUCCAGGGUUAGAGUAUAGACCUGCUGUCCUAAACAAACUUCAAAGAGUUUCUAUUGGUUCCUCUGCUGCAGACGUGACGCUACAAAAUGGUGAAUUAGGCUGUUUUACCUUCGUUGAAGGAAAGUAGCUUCAUACACAACAUCGGAUAAAAACAUCGUGGGAACAGGAAACGUCCACAUUAACGUCUGAAGCGUUGAGCUGGAGGCCUUAUUGAGUGACUACACGUGAAGCACAACUUCUUCCUGUUGCGUCUUCAGGUCUGGUUGUCGGUUACGUGAUUGGCUAACGUAGCGUUUCUCCAAAAAAUUAUGAUAGAACUUUGCGUUGCAGGCCGCCCUGUUUUUUGGGGGUUUGCGUCCCCUCUGGUCUCCAUCGCCGCCUCCCAAACACGUUUGUUUAUUUCCUUUUCUGUGUUACCGUCGCUCUCAUUUUGACAUUUAAAAAAAAAAAUACAAUUUGGUCUGUUAGCGACUUUAAAAUGACAGAAUGGAUUCAAGUUGCUGCUCUCCGUGUAAGACAUUCCCCAUAGAACAGAAUGAAUGCUUUGGCUCUGUAGGAUUUUAAAUGAUGGAAACGGUAUUCUCAUGAAUACGUACAGCUGUGUUUCUCAUUGAACCACCUGAGUCACACGUCAGCACUAUGAUGUGUGUGUGUGUGUGUGUGUGUGUGUGUGUGUAUAUAUAUAUAU
Molecule: messenger RNA, 1191 nt
Organism: Anarrhichthys ocellatus (wolf-eel)
Lineage: Eukaryota; Metazoa; Chordata; Actinopteri; Perciformes; Anarhichadidae
Product: vesicular integral-membrane protein VIP36-like
Exons: 2
Source: RefSeq, a predicted model, not a curated record